GCCCCCCUUCCUGUACUGUAUCCACCCGCGGCAUAUUCAGCUGUCUCCGCCGGUUAUUUUUAGGUUAAAUUCUAAAAUAAAUUCAAGAAAGCAGCGGAGGUACUCACAUGGUUAUGAAACAAUAAGAGAGAUUCUGUCGCCUGCUGAGCGCCAGAUUAAACUGAACCAUGUCAGGCGACGUACAACCAAGGAAGCGUAAGGAUAAGAAGAGGAAAAAAGAUGAUUUGGGAGUAGAUGAGCCGCGCGGGACGGCGGCGGCGCUCGGCGAGGGGGACGUGUUUAUUCACUCGCAGCAUGACCACGGCACCGGAGGCCACUGGUGUGCCAAAAUCAUAUUCUUCUCUCUCCUAUUUGUGCUGAUUGGGCUCAUUGGACUUAUUAUACUCGAAAACCGUGGCCUAUCUGAAUUGGAAGCAAACUCAGUACAGUCCCAAUACUCUGGAGUGCUAGAGGGGUGGCUGGAAGACGCUCCAGACGAUGAUCACCAUGAUGAGCACACACUGGAACUGAAGCAUCACGAUGAUCAUGACGAGGCAGAGCACAGUGAAGAAGCAGGUGAUGAUGAACAUGACGAUGAUCACGAUGAUGAUGAAGACCGUGGUGAUGACGAUGAUGAUGAUGAAGAUGAAAAUCAUGAUGAUAAUGAUGAUGAAGGAAAUGAGGAGGAACUUCAAGAGGAUGAGAACGAUGAUGAUCAAGGAAAUCAAGAUGACGAUGAAGAUCAAGACGAUAACGACAGUGCUGAACAGGGUUUAGAAGAUAAUGAUGAGGAUGAAGAUCUCGUAUAUAGGAAUUAUUAUCAAGAAGAUGCGGCCGAACCUGAUGACGAUGAUGAUGACGAUGAUAACGCAGAUGAUGACAAUGAUGAUGAUGAUGAUUUAAAGAACGAAGAUAAUGAUGAAGAUGAACUACUUAGCAAUGAAAUCGAACAAAAUGACGAAAAUGACGAUGGUGAUGAUGAUGAUUUAAAGAACGAAGAUAAUGAUGAAGAUGAACUACUUAGCAAUGAAAUCGAACAAAAUGAUGAAAAUGACGAUGGUGAUGAUGAAAAUAAUCAGAGUAUCGAACAGGAUGAUGAUAAUGAUGACCAGGACGAAAAUCGUGAUAACGGAGAAAGCAAUGAACAAAACAAUGAGGAUGAAGAAGAGCACGAGGAAGAAGAAGAAGAAGACCAGUCUCUAGAAGUAGAAAAGAUAGAGAAGGAAGCUCCUGAGGACGAGGAGCCCAUCGACGUGGAGCUGCCCGCCUUGCCCGAGGAGGAUGAUGAUGAUGAUGAUGAUAAGGACCAAGGAUCCGUCGAAGACGCAGGCCAAGACGCCGACGACGGCAAUGAUGAUGAUGAUGGCGAUGAUGUUGACAACGACGAUAAUGGUGAUGACAACGCCAGCGAGCCCGACGAUGACUUCCUAGAGGCUGAUGAUGAUGAACCACCGGUGGAACGGAUAACAGCACCGUCUGGGAAGCCUUUCGAUGAGGUGGAGGACGAACCUUCCACUGAGAAGCCGACCGACACGCUAGAAGAGGAGGAAGAGUACGAGAAGCGCCAGGAGCAGCUUCGCAAGGAGGAAGCGGAGGCCUCGCAUAUGUGGCUGAAGCUGAGCAUUGGGGGCGCCCUGCUGGUGGCCACGCACGCGAUCGUACGCCGCGCUACCGCUUCCAGUGAUGUGGCACCAUCUGAAGACGCUAGAGAAGCGACGCCGUCUAUAGACCGACGCAUGACCCUCAUUCCAGAGGAACCUUCUGAACCUGUUCCGAUAAAAAAGGUGUCGCAAGAAAGUUCUCGACCGAUACCUUCUAUAACAAGAAAAUCGCCUACGUUUGAAGAAAGUGAGGAAGAGGAAGAACCUGUCACCUCUAAAGUUCAAACAAUUAAAGAAGAAGAAAGAAGGGAACUUUACAGCGACGAAGAAGAAGAGGAGGAAGAAGAAGAACCAAUCAUUCAAAAGAAAGUAGCUCCCGCUGCUUCUAAACCAAAAGAACCAACCCGACCAUCUAAAGAACCAACCCCACCAUCUAAAGAGGCAACCCCAGAAGAAGACGUCCCAGACGACGUGGAGAUAAUCGACGACGAGCAAAUCGAGGAGGAAGAGGAAGUGGACGAGGAGGAAAUAUCGGACGUGGACGACGAGGAGCUGCUGACGCGGCUCGAGGCCAAAUACGGACGGCUGCCGGAGCCCGAGCGGCCCGCGAGACGCAAGGACGGUGGGAACAGUUUAGAGGAGGGAUGGCCGGGCGAGCCCGCCGACGCCUACUGGCGCCAGCACCUCGAGGACGCUGAGCGAGAGUUCAACCAGGGCGCUCUGAUGGCGGCGGCGGAUCGUGCAAGCUCGGCGCAACUCAAAACUAGCGCCCGCGCCCGUUGGAUAGUGGCCAAAUCCUUGGAUGCCGCGGCGGAGAGGAAAAGAGACAACGCGCUACUUGGACGAGCGAUAGCAGCGUACCUUGAGUUGCUUAAGAUGAAUGAACGGCUAUCGGAUAAGAAAUUAAUUGAGAUUGCAGAGAGAACUAUUAACAGGAUACAGUUUAGAGGUACCUACCUCAGUGCGGAGCCGGUCUAUCGCCUGCUCAUCCGCCGGUUCCCGGAUGAGCCUUCCCACAGGACCAAUUUAACUGUCAUGUUCCUGAUGGCCAAUAGAGGCGACCUAGCCGAAGAAGUGCUCAAAGAGACCCUCAAACGCUGGCCCAAUGACCGCCUCGCCCUCGCCCAAUACGGCUUCAUCCUCAAAACCCAGCACAACCGCCUCGAGGAAGCCUUACACCACUUACAAAAGGCUUUAGAAGGUGACACCGGCCCCGCCACCGAACCUAGAUUCUACUACCAUUUGGGAGAUACCUUAUUAUUGCUAGGGCGGUUCGAAGAAGCCCACGAGGUUCACAAAAGAGGCGCAGCACACGGGCAUUUCCUUUCACCCGCACAGCGCUCUCUAUAUAACGUCCCUAGGCUAAAAGGCCGACCCUGGUGGAACAUAGAAGACACACCUUACAUCAAACUAGCGCGCGACUUAGAGAAACACUGGAAGGAGAUCUUAAAAGAAGGAGAAGCCGCGAAAGCUUUAUAUGAGCAGGAGAAGGAAGGUCUGAAAGAGAGGGGAGAGUGGUCGCAGUUAGAUUUGUUCGUGAGAGGGAGGGAGAUAGACGGUCGGUGCGCGCGCGCGCCUGUUACGUGCGCAGUGGUGCGGCGGGAGGUAGCGGCGGCUGGCUGUCGGCGCGGACAGAUAAAAUUCAGCUCUAUGCGCGCCGGCACGCACGUGAGGCCUCACGUCGGUCCCACCAACUGCCGGCUCAGGAUGCACCUGGGCCUCAGCAAUACCAAAGAUACCUUUAUACGCGUUCAUAAGGAGACAAGGCAGUGGCAGACAGGCAAGGUGUUCAUGUUCGACGACAGCUUCGAGCAUGAGGUGUGGCACAACGGCACCGGCUCGCGACUUGUACUCAUAGUCGACGUGUGGCACCCCGAGCUCACAGCCGCCGAGCGGAGACAACUGCCGGCCAUAUAGACUCAACCUAGCCGAGUAUGAGACUGUGAGCACGAGGUGUGGCACAACGGCACCGGCUCGCGACUUGUACUCAUAGUGGACGUGUGGCACCCCGAGCUCACAGCCGCCGAGCGGAGACAACUGCCGGCCAUAUAGACUCAACCUAGCUAAGUACGAGACUGUGAGCAUGAGGUGUGACACAACGGCACCGGCUCGCGACUUGUACUCAUAGUGGACGUGUGGCACCCCGAGCUCACAGCCGCCGAGCGGAGACAACUGCCGGCCAUAUAGACUCUACCUAGCUAAGUAUGAGACUGUGAGCACGAGGUGUGACACAACGGCACCGGCUCGCGACUUGUACUCAUAGUGGACGUGUGGCACCCCGAGCUCACAGCCGCCGAGCGGAGACAACUGCCGGCCAUAUAGACUCAACCUAGCCGAGUACGAGACUGUGAGCACGAGGUGUGGCACAACGGCACCGGCUCGCGACUUGUACUCAUAGUCGAUGUGUGGCACCCCGAGCUCACAGCCACCGAGCGGAGACAACUGCCGGCCAUAUAGACUCAACCUAGCCGAGUAUGAGACUGUGAGCACGAGGUGUGGCACAACGGCACCGGCUCGCGACUUGUACUCAUAGUCGACGUGUGGCACCCCGAGCUCACAGCCGCCGAGCGGAGACAACUGCCGGCCAUAUAGACUCAACCUAGCUAAGUACGAGACUGUGAGCACGAGGUGUGGCACAACGGCACCGGGUCGCGACUUGUACUCAUAGUGGACGUGUGGCACCCCGAGCUCACAGCCGCCGAGCGGAGACAACUGCCGGCCAUAUAGACUCAACCUAGCCGAGUAUGAGACUGUGAGCACGAGGUGUGGCACAACGGCACCGGCUCGCGACUUGUACUCAUAGUCGACGUGUGGCACCCCGAGCUCACAGCCGCCGAGCGGAGACAACUGCCGGCCAUAUAGACUCAACCUAGCUAAGUACGAGACUGUGAGCAUGAGGUGUGACACAACGGCACCGGCUCGCGACUUGUACUCAUAGUGGACGUGUGGCACCCCGAGCUCACAGCCGCCGAGCGGAGACAACUGCCGGCCAUAUAGACUCUACCUAGCUAAGUAUGAGACUGUGAGCACGAGGUGUGACACAACGGCACCGGCUCGCGACUUGUACUCAUAGUGGACGUGUGGCACCCCGAGCUCACAGCCGCCGAGCGGAGACAACUGCCGGCCAUAUAGACUCAACCUAGCCGAGUACGAGACUGUGAGCACGAGGUGUGGCACAACGGCACCGGCUCGCGACUUGUACUCAUAGUCGAUGUGUGGCACCCCGAGCUCACAGCCACCGAGCGGAGACAACUGCCGGCCAUAUAGACUCAACCUAGCCGAGUAUGAGACUGUGAGCACGAGGUGUGGCACAACGGCACCGGCUCGCGACUUGUACUCAUAGUCGACGUGUGGCACCCCGAGCUCACAGCCGCCGAGCGGAGACAACUGCCGGCCAUAUAGACUCAACCUAGCCGAGUACGAGACUGUGAGCACGAGGUGUGGCACAACGGCACCGGCUCGCGACU
Molecule: messenger RNA, 5047 nt
Organism: Leguminivora glycinivorella
Lineage: Eukaryota; Metazoa; Arthropoda; Insecta; Lepidoptera; Tortricidae
Gene: Asph
Product: aspartyl/asparaginyl beta-hydroxylase
Exons: 19
Coding region: 168-3497 (1109 amino acids)
Biological process (GO): peptidyl-aspartic acid hydroxylation
Cellular component (GO): endoplasmic reticulum
Molecular function (GO): protein binding; peptidyl-aspartic acid 3-dioxygenase activity
Source: RefSeq, a predicted model, not a curated record